Lineus longissimus is the source of this 496-nucleotide messenger RNA. RefSeq names its product histone H4. Gene Ontology annotation, molecular function: DNA binding; structural constituent of chromatin; protein heterodimerization activity. The transcript has a single exon. Gene Ontology annotation, cellular component: nucleosome. The coding region runs from base 14 to 325 and encodes 103 amino acids. The record is from RefSeq and is a predicted model, not a curated record. Gene Ontology annotation, biological process: nucleosome assembly. Lineage: Eukaryota; Metazoa; Nemertea; Pilidiophora; Heteronemertea; Lineidae.
ACGAGAAUAGAAUAUGUCUGGACGUGGUAAAGGAGGAAAGGGACUUGGAAAGGGAGGCGCCAAACGUCACAGGAAGGUACUUCGUGACAACAUCCAGGGUAUCACCAAACCAGCUAUCCGUCGUCUUGCUCGCCGAGGUGGUGUCAAGCGUAUCUCCGGCCUGAUCUACGAGGAAACCCGAGGAGUUCUCAAAGUAUUCCUCGAGAAUGUCAUCCGAGAUGCGGUUACCUACACCGAGCAUGCCAAGAGGAAGACCGUCACAGCCAUGGAUGUCGUCUAUGCUUUGAAACGCCAGGGACGUACCCUCUACGGAUUCGGUGGUUAAGCGUCUUGCUUCUUGUGGACCUCUGGUCCCAAACCCACGGCCCUUAUUAGGGCCACAAAAUAUUUAAAAAGAGAUCACUCGUACAUAAUGUAUCGCUUGUUGUGUUAUGAUGUGUCCAGCAUAAUAUGACCGAAUACUAGUGCAGUUUUUAGUAACGUUCGUAGGCGGGCC